This is a messenger RNA of Mollisia scopiformis, 1149 nucleotides long. Its product is annotated as adenosine deaminase. The record is from RefSeq and is a predicted model, not a curated record. Gene Ontology annotation, biological process: hypoxanthine salvage; adenine catabolic process. Gene Ontology annotation, cellular component: cytosol. Lineage: Eukaryota; Fungi; Ascomycota; Leotiomycetes; Helotiales; Mollisiaceae. The transcript is spliced from 2 exons. The coding region runs from base 1 to 1149 and encodes 382 amino acids. Gene Ontology annotation, molecular function: adenine deaminase activity.
AUGUCUUCUGGUGGCAUCUCAACAUACGAACAACGCCAAAAGUGGAGGGCCGAGCAUUUGCAGACCAACGACCCCUUUGUGGUAGAUAUUCCUAAAAUAGAGCUUCAUGUGCAUAUCGAAGGGACAAUGACACCAGAAUUGCGUUGGAAGCUCUCUCAAAAGAACAAAAUACCGCUCACUUGCGGCGCAGAUAAAAUUGCUCUCACGUCCCUGGAAGAAACCCAGAAGGCAUACACUUGCAUUCGAGGAAGGAUAGGAGCUGCAUCUGCCGAAGCGUCAAAAUCGUUCACGUUCUUCCAGAUAUACUAUGAGGGAUUUGAUCUUCUUCAGAGUGAAGAAGAUUAUUAUGACCUAGCAAUGAGAUAUUUCGAAAGAGCCGCAAAAUUGAAUGUUCGGUAUUGCGAGCCAUUCUUUGAUCCUCAAGGUCAUACACGAAGAGGGAUAUCUAUGGAAGUAAUCAUGAAAGGCUUUCAAAAGGCACAAAUUGAAGCGGAAAGAGAGCUAAACGUGAAAUCACAAUGGAUUAUGUGCUUCUUGAGAGACAUGUCACCAGAAUCAGCGACGGAGCAAUAUGAAGCCGCUCUCCCGUACAAAGACAUGAUUGUUGGUAUUGGCCUCGACUCUGAUGAGCUUGAUCGUCCUCCAAAGCUUUUCGAUGAAGUAUUUAGACGCGCUCGAGAGGAUGGUUUUCGGCGCACAAGUCAUUGCGAUUUCAACCAGAAAGACACCCAUGAACACAUUCGCCAAGUCGCAGAAUCCCUCGGCGGCCCAGGAACUGAACGUAUUGAUCAUGGGUUGAAUGCGGCAGAUCAGGAUGACUUGAUGAAUAUGAUCAAGGAGAAAGGCAUCGGCAUGACGAUUUGUCCAUGUGCCUACAUCCGGCAUGCUCCUGAAUCUGAGGUAUUUGUUCGAAUUCGGAAAUUGUUCGACGCAGGUAUCAAGAUCACUAUUGCAAGCGACGAUCCAGCAUACAUGGAAGAUAAUUGGGUACUUCAUAACCUUUACAUGGUUCGAGACAAGUGCAAAUUCACGGAUCAAGAGAUGGUGCGGCUCCAGAGGAAUGCAAUCGAGAUAUGUUGGGCGAGCGACGACGAGAAAGCUGCUCUAUCUCAAGAGAUUGAUUUUUUCGAGAAAGCACACCUCUCAUGA